Amoebophrya sp. A25 is the source of this 10529-nucleotide messenger RNA. The record is from the annotation of a GenBank genome assembly. Lineage: Eukaryota; Dinophyceae; Syndiniales; Amoebophryaceae.
CUACAGUCUUGAAAUCAAACCACAGCAGACAGUGACACAACAAAUAAAAGCGCCCUGCAAACGCCUUGAACAUCCUUUUCAGCUUUCAAAAACACCAGCGAUACAUUUUCUUUUUCAGAGUGUAGUUUAAUAUUGAUCCACUUCAAAAAUUCAAUUUCAAAUAAUUUGUUUCUUAUUUGUUCGGCUUUGCUUGUGUUGAAACCACUUGCUUACUGUUUUUUAGGUGUAGGCAGAGAGACAGAGAGAAAAAAACAUACCUUCACUCCCGUCCAUCGUGCGGUGUUGAAUCCUAGCCUUUCGCACAUCUUCUACAUCUUCCUUGCCCACAUCCUUGCCCACAAGCAUCCGACAAAAUGAGGACGAUGGCAGAUAUGCGACGCGAACAGGAUGACGCGAAAUCGGGAAAGGGCAAAGGAAAGAAAGGUGUGGAAAGCUACAGCGGAGGAGAGAGGAGUGGGUAUUUUCGGAGUUCGAGUUGUUAAGUAAUUAUUCGGAAUUAACUCAUCAAUUGAUCUACGUCUUAAGAUCUUACAAUCACAAACUAAAGAUCCGAUAGGGCAAGGAAUACUAAGUAAUUUGUUUUGCUCAGAUAACGAGCAGAGCAGGUUAAUAGUAUGAACGGGCUAACGUCCGCGCCAUCCCCGUACGUAGAAAAGUCAGGAAAAAUCAAAAGACCAGAAGAAAGAAAAGUAGACUAUAAGAAAAGUAGUUCUCCGUUGCCUCACAAUUCUGAUUGUGGUUGCCAUGGAGAUAUAAUCUUGGCAACGUAGCUACGGAAGAUCAUCAGAUCAGAAUUUGAGCCAACAAAAGAAGAUCAGUUAGGCCCAGUAGUUGACAAGCCAGAAAGAAGAACAAGCUCAAGGUCUAGCUGGUCAGCACUUUAGGCUGGAGAAAAAAUAAACAACAAGUUAGAUCAAGAUAAGACCUAGCCUACUGUUUGUCAAGUUUAAAGAUCCACUGAAACUUAGGUGGUUAACAAAUAAAAAACUGGCUAUUAGGCGAACGCGACGAAUGUGAGGAAGUGUUCGCCGGCUAGAGAGAUCAACUCGAGAGAUUAAUGUGAAUUAUCGUGGCUGGUGUAGGUUUGGGAUAAUUCGGAAUUAACUCAUCAAUUGAUCUACGUCUUAAGAUCUUACAAUCACAAACUAAAGAUCCGAUAGGGCAAGGAAUACUAAGUAAUUUGUUUUGCUCAGAUAACUAGUUCUAAAAAUUUUCUGCCCCACCACCACCCCCCUACAUAAUGCCAGGAAGGUCUGCCAGGUUGCUGGCCUUCAUAGAAGACAGAAAAAGUAGACCAUCAAGCGAGUUUGUCGCCUUUAGCGAUCAGUUAAAAGCAGCGCAGCCUUGUAACCACAAGAAGCAUAGUAUAAGCGUAGAAGAAGCGAAUUCUAGAACAAGAGAAGUAGCGGCUAGCCGUUCAGCAUCCCGCGUAGAGGUGAAGAAGAGCGAAGCACUUCGAUUACCAGUAGAAGCAUUGAAGAAGUUUAGUAAAGGCCUUAAAAUCGAACAAGGCAUAACGCAACCUGCAGAAGAAGCAUUUGGUCUACCUUUAGACUCAGAAGACCAGCAGCUCGCAGAGUUACAUCCCCCUCCCCCCGUGAAUGAUGCAUUUAUCGAAAAUAAGUGCAAGGAAGCUUUUGCGGCUAUUCAAGAUGGCGAAGUAGUGAGGACCGAGCUUCCGGACCUGAAUUCUGAAAAGAACAAGAGCAGGUGCUUUAAUCGACAAUUAGACAAAGCUAGCGCAUCUUCAUCAAGUGCUCCUUUUGCGCCAGCAGCUCGCAGAGUCGGGCCAGGUGAUUUAGUAGAUUGGGAAACUACACUUCAACUGAUCAAAGAAGAACUUCUUCAAUUCCCGCAGCGACGCCCCAGUGAUAUUCCUGCGGUAGAUGGCCUAGCUGAUGAGUUCAAUAACUUCAUCGAAAAAUUGGAUGCGGAAAUCAGUUUGUUCGACAAGCAGUCAAGAUUGGCUGCGUCAUCGCUUAGAUCAUAUCGUUCCGCAUAUAAGAAGUUCAUCGAGAUGAUGUUGAUCAUUUCCCUCCACCCUCAUCCGAAUCAUAUUAAUGUCAGAUCUGUGCAAUUGCUCGCGCAGGCGUUCCAGAAGUGUAGACAUUUCCAGAAGUCGAAGGCGCAGUAUAUCGAACAGUUCAAAUGCUUUGCAGAUUUGAUUAAACCUAUGGAAUCAUCUACACGUAGAGCAGUUGCGCAUAUACAGAGGAUGUUUCUUCGGUCACGGCCUAUGCAGUUUCAGCAGCAAGGGGUGAGGUUAAGCCACAUUAUGUGUAUGGUCCUGCACUUGACCAUCGUACCGUUGGCAACUAUUGCGGUAGGAGAUAAAAAAGUACAAGCCGUUCCGUUUCUACGGUUUGCUAUUUUUUGCUGGUUCUACAUGAUGCGACUGGAUGAAACCGCUACAACUACAAGAGAACUCACAAGGAUUAGCUGCAAAAUAAUAGUAGACUCUUCGAAAGACAACCAGUUCGGCACGAAGAUCAAGACAACGGAACUUCAGUGUUGCUGCGACACUGCGCCAGCCAUAGGAGCAGGGUUUAUAAGAAUUUGUCCUACUUGCUGCUGCUCUGAGAAAGAAUUCGCAUAUUUCUCAAACGUUCCAUCGCGGUCGCUUCUAGUGCUAAUGGAAAAUCUUCUGCGCCUAACCAAUGUCGUUAGUCCAUCAGACGGAGGAGAACAAGAAAAGAAAGUGAUGACGCUGCACGCUUUGAGAAUAGGAGGAGCUAGAUCGGCCGCUGAUGGCGGCCUUGAAGACCACGAUAUCCAGACUGUAGGCAGAUGGGCUUCAUUGGAUAGUUUGCAUAGGUAUAUGGGGAACGCAAGAGCAGCCCCAGACUCGGUAGGAUUGCGCUGGCCACUGAAGAAGCCGCUAAUCUUCGGACCAAGGGAUACUAGUUGGGCGAUUGGCCCAGUCAGCGGGGUGUCUCCAUCAACAAGCUUAGUUUGUGCUGAUUCAUCAACUUCAAUGGCCAGCCAAGCUGGUAGUACCGGCAGACCUUCCCCAUAUUAGAUCAAGAGAAAGAUACGUUAAACACACUCCCCCUAACAUACAAAUAAGCAGGUGAUGCUUAGUGUUAGUAGAUGUUUGUUUAUUGUUAGCAGCCCGUUUUUCGUUUUUAAAUAAUUUCAGCAAUAAGUCCUUGGAUUGAUAUAGUUGUUUCCUUUCAAAAAAAUGGACGGACUUCAAGCCUUCGGCCCAGUGCCCGAAGAUGGAGCCGCGCCGGUCAUCUUCGCAGCCGACCCGAUUCCUCAGAAUGCACUCAACGCAAUGAUCCAGAUGAGCGACAAUAUUGCUAGGCAACAAGCAGUGCACGAGAAUGAGGGACUCGGUAUUCCGACAGAUGGGCAAGUGCAGUUGGUCACUGAGCGUUGUCAACUGCUACGGCACAAGUGUACCCCAGCGCAAUAUCUAUUCUUAUUGCGACAGCUGCAAGCGUACAACUACGAUAAGUUAUUGAAGCCUCCGGCUUCGCUCAAUCUGUUCCCCUUGGCGCUAGUGGCAGCUUUUAGAUGCGCGCAAAUUAUUGAUGAUGUAGAUGCUAACACGCUGCAAGAAACCAUGAUGAAGGCAGUAACAGGCUCCUUCGACCCAAAAAGUACAGAGACGAAGCUUUCGCUAGCAGCCGCUUACGACCUUCUUAAUUCGUCAAUGAAGGCAAACCUUGCGCAUCCUGCACCAGUCGCACCAGGACCGAACGUCCAGCAGAGGCAACUACAGGCCACGAUAGUUGGCAACGUCCUACCAGAUCUCAUCUCAAAUGUAGCAAUUGAGAAGAGACGAGCCGGUCUUGAAGCCGAGCUCGCGAGGAAAAUGAAGAAUGAAGUGGCGCAGAUGGUGCAGAAUCAAGCGGCAGCCAAGACAAAACAGUUAGAAGCCGAAACUCGGAAUCUCAAAGCAGCAGGCAGAGGAGCGGCCAGAGGAGGAAAAUCUAGAUCUAGAUCUAGAGGUAGAGCCGAUGGCGAUGAGAAACACAAGGGACGUUAUAAGCAGCCGGGGGAAUUAGUCUGCCUUAAGUGGAUGAAGGGACAGCGCAAGGGAAAAAACUGCCCAGAAGGACGACAGCAUUUUGGAGAUCUGAAAAGACUAGAAUUCGUGAACAAAGAUACACUAAAAGGAGCUUUAUCAAGUGAAGAAGUGAAAAAACUAGCUGGCCAGUGACAAGAUCAAAUCGUGAGUGUGACAGAACUGUUGAAAAAAUCAAAAAAAUAAAAAAGAUGGGGCCGCGAACUAGAAGAAAUAAGUGCAAAUAGAUCUCUUCCCCCUCCCCCCCCCCCUUUCAUGUGAUGCAGACCGCUACCCUUGAUAGAAAGAAAAAUCAAUUGCAACAAAAUCAUGCAAGCCUUUAACCUGUUCCAAGUCCCAGAUCCCUUAAGCUCAGUUUAGAAGUUUUCAAGUUAACAAAGUUCACCCAACCUUUGAGGCGGUGCGCAACUGCUUCCCACCAGAGCUUUGGACUCGAAAUUAGUGCAAUUUUUGAAAGUUUUUGACCCCAUAAACCCAAAAAAAAAAAAAAAAGGAAUGACGCAACUGCGAGAUGGCGUCAUCAUGAGAAGCAUGGGGAAUGUUCAAAAAAAAAGCAAAAGUGUCUAAGUAAAAGAUCGCAGCGUCUCAGGACAUAAAAGCCUAAGCAUGAAGCAGAAUAAAAGUAUCUUUCCAAAAGCAGAACAGGAAGCCAGUUGGCUUUUAUAAGCAAUAUUUAAAAAAAAUAAAAUAAGUUUCAUUUAAAGUGCUAAGGCGCACUCAGUUUUUAAAAACAUGCAGCUGGUUGAAACUGAUAUUUCUAAAAUUCGUUUCUCCCAAAAUAAUAUUUCCAAAUAUUUUAUUGCUGGCCCUCGUGCUGGCCAGUCAAUUUCCAGUGCGUUUAAUCAUAUUAACAAAAGACGCGAGCUACGUGAUGAAGAACUAGAUAUCACAGGUUACUUCAUAGGAGAUCAAUUAUUCACUGCCAACAAUAGAACAAUCGCCGCUCUUCGUAGUCUUCAGCUGCGGCGAGGUUGGAAAAAGCUCACGAUUAGCGUGAAAAUCACAGAGUUCGAGGGCCACGAGUGGCGACAUACAACUAUCAACGACGGCAAAACGAUCCAGAUCCGGGAGAAAUAAGAAAAAUGAAAUACAACAUGACGCUCUUAACCUUCCCCGAGUGGGAGAAGGUGGAAGACGCUUUCCGAGAAGAAGAGAAGAAAAUCGUCCAAGGACAUGAUCAUGAGGAACCUCUAUACUACCGGCCCCAGAAUGAAGACGGCUCUUGGCAAUACGACUUCGAAGACGUUACUCCCGCUUUUGUCCGGCAGCAAGAAAGAAUUUGGAAAGAGGUUCGCCAGCUACGAUAUGGAGAGUUACGCCAAAAGUAUGCUGCUGAUCUGCUCCAGAUCAAACGAAGCAAUUAUCUGGAACAGAAAGCAGCAGAGGAUGCGGAAAAGAAGGCCGAAAUCAAUCAAGAAGUCCCUACUAAUCCUCCCCACCCCCCCAACUCAAAGAAAUCUUCUUCAACCAUAUCGGCAUCAGCGUCACAAAGUAAGAGGCCAGAUUACUCGCUCUUCUGCGGCGAAGAAUCCCGAGCUCUCAAGAAAUGCAGGUUCGGAGUAUCAACAACUACAUCACAAGAAGAGCUUCCGCCUGUGUUCCAGACUGAAGGCGGAGGAACAGCCCUCAGCUACCAGCCAUCAGUACAAACGGACAGGAUUGCAGAUAGAACGAAGCAAAAAAUUCCCCUUUUAUCGACAGGUGGUAGCCGGGCUGAUUCCUCUAAUGCCUAUUCGAAUAUUUCGGGGAACAACGACGAAAGUAACUUCUUCGAUCCGAUACUCCAACAAGAUGCAGCCCGUGACUACGGGUCCGGGCCCAACAUCCCGCGCUAUUUCGAUGCCACAGUCACGAAGACGAAAAUAAGCACAGAAGACGAAAUCAAUCAACAAGCUUCACGCCUUGCGUCCUGGUUAAUUGCAACCGAAGCACAGUCCAGGUUGGAGAGUAAGGAGAUUUUCGGUAAGAUGCAGCCUCAUCUCCAAAUCGCGUACUCUGGAAAGAGUUUCGCUUUUGCUCACAAACUACUGCAGUCAGCAGUUGAAAUUGCUCGCGCUUCCGAUAAAAUCAUCAACGACAGCGCCGAAAUAGUUCUGAAGUGGAAAGAUAAACUUGUAGCCGGAAUAGCGAUGGAAGGUGAAGUUGAGCCUUCGGGUUUUUGGAGGCUAUUACCCGAAGAUAAAGUGGACGCUCAGAGAGCCCUAGCGGCCGAAGCAGCACGUCGUGAGAUGCUGCCGCCUGAAGAUGACCAUUGGGCCGAAGAAGAAGACGCCGCCACUUUAUGGAAGCAAAAGAAUAAAAUGCAGGAAAAGGGUUUGUGGCUGCCAAUGGCUAGCAGCUCCCUCACACGUCUUGGAGGAGCUAAGCCUUUCCCGGUGCAUCAGCCUACACAAGAAAAUCCAAAUAAAGUGCGCUGUUGUGUAGACCUAAGAGGCCAGAACCGCAUGCAGGUAGUGAAAGAAAAAAUGCGUUUACUUGGCGCAAGAGCUGCAAUUGAGCUCACAUCUGCUUGCGUGUCUACUUCUACGAAUUGGAAGAAGCGCCCCCUCAUGCUGCAGACCAAGCAUGACGUUAAGGAAGACGUGGAGAUUGAAAAGCGGCUGCGGAGUCUCUUGGAGAAAGACCAAGCCCAAUUACAAGACGAGUUUCAGACAUUCAACAAGCAUCAGUUUAAGCCGCCCGAGGACAAGCCCAAUCUGCGCUAUUCUUUUACACCGGUAAUGGGAAAAAUCGAUAUGGAAGGUUACUACUUCCAACACGGCACAAGAUCCCCCUUUGCAAAUUGCAUGUUUUACCCGGUGCCGCAUAGCGUCCCAGAUUCGGAAUUGCAGCCGGAAACAGUCCACCUCGCUUCCAAACCUGACAAGGAUGGCAAACGACGCCGUUGGCAACUGAUAGCUUCCUCGGUCUGCUUGUUCGGAGCGCUGUCAAGCGUCCACGAGUGCGUGCUCACUAGCGAAGUGCGUCAACUAAUCAUAGUGGUCUUAUUAGAGGUCAUUUGCAUAAUUUACAUUGACGACCUACAUCCGCAAAUGCGGCCGGCGUGCGCUGAAAAACAGCUCGAGCUCAUCAAGUUGUAUUUACAUUUGGCAGGUUGGUGGCGUUCGCCCUUUAAGGACGACAGGCAUCAUCGUUUCCAGAAAUCCAUCACGGUGCUUGGUCUUGCCUACACGAUCACUGAUACCGAGAAUAAAUGUUUGGGCAUGACAGUAGUCGUCAACAAGGACAAGGUUCACAAGUGCGUCGCAGAUGGUUUCAAACUGCUCGAGCAAAUCAAUGGCGGCAAAAUUGACUUCGACUUGCUAGUGUCGUUUCGAGGCCUCUUUCGACAUUGCGCCAUGCUCGACCGUUGCAAACUGUUCAUCGCAAAAGGGCUAGAUCACUUUGUAGCAGAAUUUGAGUCGGCCAAGAAGGUCAUCGUUGAACGAAAUCGAGCUGCGCGCGCCGUCUCUCUGAUGCUGUGGGCACUCGCUCGGAUCCGCCCUUUUUGGAUGAGCCAGCUGAGAGUGGAUAAGGACGUCGCCCACUCCUAUUCCGACGCGGCGUUGGAGGACGUAGUGGGACUCAAUGAGAAGCUCAAAAAUGGACAGUUUGAAAAUUUAGAAGCCCACCAAAUCGCGACUGGUGGAUAUAUUUCAACUCCGAAGGGCGCGCGCUUCUUCCGUAUCGAGAUUAAUAAGCUCCCGCGUCACUUAGCUGGCACCUACAUCCAUAUCGGAGUGCUAGAGGCGCUAGCUGUCAACGUCUCCAUCUAUUUAUGGGCUAAGAUAAUGGCCAACUACUUCAUGAUCGGCCAUGUGGAUAACUUGGGGGACGUGUUCGCGUUAGCAGCUAAUAGCACUCGAUGCGCGAGAACGCAACAAGUCUCCUCGUCUAUUCACGAGAAAACGCAGGAACACGCCAUAGAUUUCUACUUCACAUGGAUUUGCAGCGAUCGAAACUGUAGCGAUCCUCUCACCAGAAAAAAGAGGUUCGAAGUUUUCAAGUCCUUCUUCGCUGACGCUGUAGAAGAUUUUUUGUCCCCUCAGUUGAUUCAGGAUAAUACUCACCUUUGGGGACGUGAGUUAGCUAUCGCCUCGAACAACUGACCGCUGCUACCAGAUUCCACACGGUGGCCUCAUUCUCCCCCUUUGCAUAUCACUUAUAUCAGUUUCUAACAGUUUAAAAACAUACAAACGCAAGAACUUUGUUAACCUCCCCGGCUCCGUCCGAAAAUACGAACUUGAUACAUAGGGCACCCCCCCAAUACCAAACAGGAAGUGCUCAGAUCAGUUAGGCCCAGUAGUUGACAAGCCAGAAAGAAGAACAAGUUCAAGGUCUAGCUGGUCAGCACUUUAGGCUGGAGAAAAAAUAAACAACAAGUUAGAUCAAGAUAAGACCUAGCCUACUGUUUGUCAAGUUUAAAGAUCCACUGUAACUUAGGUGGUUAACAAAUAAAAAACUGGCUAUUAGGCGAACGCGACGAAUGUGAGGAAGUGUUCGCCGGCUAGAGAGAUCAAUUCGAGAGAUUAAUGUGAAUUAUCGUGGCUGGUGUAGGUUUGGGAUAAUACCGAGUAAGAAAAAGAUAAUUGCAGAUGAGAAAAAUAACCGAAAGUAGAUUUCGUUCUUGCUGCAUGUUGAUAUCGAUUUCUUCCACCUAUCGACCUUGAGAGUUGAAAGACCGUUCCCAAAACGUCCACAACGACAGUAUGGCAGUAAUGCAGCCAGGCCAAGAGCCUUCUUCCGGUAACGGUGAUGACGUGUGGUCUGCGGCACGUGCAGCUGGAGCAGUCUCAAACGACGGCUUGCCGGAUGGAUCUGCGACAAUAACGUUGUGGGCUGACGGCUUCACCGUAAAUGACGGCCCUCUGCGACCCUUAGCCGAUCCGAAGAACAAGAAAUUCGUCGACGACAUACAAAAAGGAGAAUGUCCGGAAGAAUUGAGGGAAGGUAAUUGAUUUCAUAUUUGGCAUCUGUUGAAAAUGUUGUAAAUAAUGAAGGUCAAGGACUCUUUCAGAUUCUUCUAGACGUUUUUCACAAUUUAAAUUCAUCUCUUCCGUUCAUCUACUUGUCGAAUCCCCGCGCUGCUCUUCUCGGCUCAUAUUCGAACACACAUUCAAACUUCACAGGUUCAAACGGACAGCCUGUAAGUAUAGCAGUUAAAGAUAACAGACCUCGUAAGUAUGAACCACCUAUCGGCACCACGGCUGGCGCGCAAUCAUCAAGCAGCACUAGGCCGAUUCAACCGGGACAGGCAGGUACAACUGGUUACAUUGUCAUUGAGAUCGGUUAGUUUUUGAUUCUGAUUUUGAUCAAUUUUUUUAGCACUUCAUCAAGGUUUGAGCCCAAAAGCUUUUUUUCAUGACUUCCUCCAUUAAUCACCCGUCAUUCUCCUCACCAGAUUUGAGCCAAGGAGCGACAGCAGGACCCACAGCGACAGGAACAGCCUCAGUAUCAGUUGACGAGGGAAAGCCUGUCACAACCAUCAUGGUCCGAUUUGGUGAUGGGAGGAGGCAGACUCAGGUACUGCUACUGAGUACUCUUAUUUGGUUCUAUGAUCGGAUCAAGUUCAAGCUUGUUGAUGUUUCUUUGGGUUCUAUCGUCCUUACCCAGUAUCCACUAUUGAAAUUGAGUCCAAUUAACUUAUGAUUAUGAAUGGUACGCGUCUCAAAACAUCAUCUUACUAGAAGACGCACAGGAUCGAAUGUUGUAUCUGACAUUACCGUCAUUUACUCAUUCCUUAUAUAUAGCAAUAGCAUAAAAACCUCCACCUCAAAGGAAACCUCCACCUCAAAACACAGCAAUUCAACGAAGAUGCAUUGGUUAUGGAGCUCUUCAAAUUCGUCGAAGAAUGCACGGGCACAGCUGAAUUCAAGCUAACCGAAGGCUUCCCGCCAAAGCCGAUCAUAGACAAGACCGCUACUCUGAAGGCAGCUGGUCUACUAAAGGCCUCGAUCAAUGUGAAGAAUUAAGGAGGAGAAAGUGUUGAUGUUGAACAAGAUGUAGACACCACGGACAAAAGACUACAUCACAAGGCGUAGGCCAUUUCCAUUUGAUAGCAAUGUAGUAGUUCAUUUUGAAUUUGUGUGAAGAUAUAAUUUUUUUAGUCCUCACAUGUAUGGCGACCCUGACCCUGACCCAACACAGCAUUACACACCAUUGGCCCGAAAAAAAGACUUAUAUCAUCUGACUGGCGCUUAACAGCAAGCACGAUUUCUGACACCGCUUUAACUUCAAAGUUGUUUUCGUAGAAAGAAAAAUUUCCUGAACAUGUCAAAAUCCUCAGACCUUCGUGCUGUCCGCACCUCCAUGGGCUUCGACGACGAGUGACGAUCCCUUUUUAGUUUCGCAUUGGUGUGCAAGCUUGCUUGUAGUUAGCUGUCACCUGCCCGUGAAACAACCCAUGGCCCUGUUUAUGGCCACACUUACGAGAGAUACUCGUCUUUAUGUAUCAGAAUCUGAAAUCUCUUCCGCGACUUCUAUAGACCAUUGCAAUUUUUGAAGAAAUCGAAGCCAG